Molecule: messenger RNA, 4313 nt
Organism: Drosophila eugracilis
Lineage: Eukaryota; Metazoa; Arthropoda; Insecta; Diptera; Drosophilidae
Gene: Delta
Product: neurogenic locus protein delta
Biological process (GO): Notch signaling pathway; cell communication; multicellular organism development
Cellular component (GO): protein-containing complex; plasma membrane
Molecular function (GO): calcium ion binding
Source: RefSeq, a predicted model, not a curated record
ACGGCAUUACGUUUUUCAACUCGGCCGCGAAAAUACAUCAGCUCCCGAAGGCUAAGCUACUCCAUGUAUUGAAAAACACAAGUCCCGCGAUUCGCGACUAAAACCAUUCAGUGUGUGACGCGAACUGCCAAACAAAAUAUACAAAAAUAUAUAUAUUGCAGUUUUCAACGAAUUAUUGGCAGUUCUUAUUUAAAAAAAAUUUCAAAUAUACACAAAAAAGUGCCAGAACCAAGAAUCAAAAUAAAUGAUCUUUUAAAAGAAGAAUAAUACAAAAGUGUUUCCGAAAAAAAAGCAAAAGAAAACGCAAGCACCGUUAGUUCCCUCUCUCGCUUUUCCCUUUUGCGCUUUUUUGCGUGAAAAGGAGAAGAAACGCAAAUCGCGAAUAAAUAUCUAUAUAAAAAAAGCUACAAUUUUCGCGACACUUAAAAAUAAACACACACUCGAGGAAAUUUACAACAAAAAAUGUGGCGCGUGCACGUGUAGCUUGCAACAACAACAAAACAGCGAAAAUGCUUAAAGCGAAUUGCAAAACCAUGUGCGACAAGUAACCAAAAAAUAUUAACAAAAAAUUAAAUACGAAACAUAAAUACAAUAAACAAUUUGAGUAGUUGCCGCACACACACACACACACACAGCCCGUGGAUUAUUACACUAAAAGCGACACUCAAUCCACAAAAAACCAGCCACAAAAAUCAUCAAUAAACAUGCAUUGGAUUAAAUGUUUAUUAACGGCAUUCAUUUGCUUCACAGUCAUCGUGCAGGUUCACAGUUCCGGCAGCUUUGAGUUGCGACUGAAGUACUUCAGCAACGAUCAUGGGCGGGACAACGAGGGACGCUGCUGCAGCGGGGAGUCUGAUAGCGCGACGGGCAAGUGCCUUGGCAGCUGCAAGACGCGGUUUCGCGUCUGCCUGAAGCACUACCAGGCCACCAUCGAUACCACAUCGCCGUGCACCUACGGGGACGUGGUGACGCCCAUUCUCGGCGAGAACUCGGUCAACCUGACCGAUGCCCAGCGCUUCCAGAACAAGGGCUUCACGAACCCCAUCCAAUUCCCCUUCUCCUUCUCAUGGCCGGGCACCUUCUCGCUGAUCGUCGAGGCCUGGCAUGAUACGAACAACAGCGCCAAUGCUCGCACCAACAAUCUUCUCAUCCAGCGUCUGUUGGUGCAGCAGGUACUGGAGGUGUCCUCCGAUUGGAAGACCAACAAGUCGGAGUCGCAGUACACGUCGCUGGAGUACGAUUUCCGUGUCACCUGUGAUGCCAACUACUACGGAUCCGGCUGUGCCAAGUUCUGUAGGCCGCGCGACGAUGCAUUCGGGCAUUCCACAUGCUCCGAGACGGGCGAAAUUAUCUGUUUGACCGGAUGGCAGGGCGAUUACUGUCACAAACCCAAAUGCGCCAAAGGCUGUGAGCACGGACACUGCGAGAAACCCAACCAAUGCGUUUGCCAACUGGGCUGGAAGGGAGCUUUGUGCAACGAGUGCGUUAUCGAACCAAACUGCAUCCAUGGUACCUGCAACAAACCUUGGACUUGCAUCUGCAACGAGGGAUGGGGUGGCCUGUACUGCAACCAGGAUUUGAACUACUGCACCAACCAUCGACCCUGCAAGAAUGGCGGAACCUGUUUCAAUACCGGCGAAUCCCUGUACACCUGCAAAUGCGCUCCCGGAUUCAGUGGCGAUGAUUGCGAAACUGAGAUUUACUCCUGCGAUGCCGAUGUAAAUCCUUGCCAGAAUGGUGGAACCUGCAUCGAUGAGCCACCAACGAAAACGGGCUACAAGUGUCAUUGUCCCAACGGCUGGAGUGGGAAGAUGUGCGAAGAGAAAGUACUGACCUGUGCUGAUAAACCCUGCCAUCAGGGCAUCUGUCGGAAUGUUCGUCCCGGUUUGGGAAGCAAGAAUCAGGGUUACCAGUGCGAAUGUCCCAUUGGCUACAGUGGACCAACGUGUGAACUCCAACUGGAUAACUGCAGUCCGAAUCCUUGCAUUAAUGGAGGAAGCUGUCAACCGAAUGGAAAGUGCAUUUGCCCAGCGGGAUUUACGGGAAUUAACUGCGAGACGAACGUUGACGAUUGCCUGGGUCACAAGUGCGAGAAUGGAGGCACCUGCAUAGACAUGGUCAACCAAUAUCGGUGUCAAUGUGUUCCCGGAUUCCAUGGCACUCACUGCAGCAGCAAAGUCGACCUAUGCCUUAUCAGACCGUGCGCCAAUGGAGGAACCUGCCUGAAUCUCAAAAACGAUUACCAAUGCACAUGCAAGGCUGGAUUCACUGGCAAGGACUGUUCCGUGGACAUCGACGAGUGCAGCAGUACACCCUGCCAUAAUGGUGGAACCUGCAUGAACCGCGUCAACUCCUUCGAAUGUGUGUGCGCCAACGGUUUCAGGGGCAAGCAGUGCGAUGAGGAAUCUUACGACUCGGUGACCUUCGAUGCCCACCAAUAUGGAGCCACCACCCAAGCAAGAGCCGAUGGAUUGACCAAUGCCCAGGUGGUGCUCAUUGCUGUCUUCUCAGUUGCCAUGCCUUUGGUGGCGGUUAUUGCGGCCUGUGUGGUGUUCUGCAUGAAGCGAAAGCGUAAGCGUGCCCAGGAAAAGGAUGAUGCGGAAGCCAGGAAGCAGAAUGAACAGAAUGCGGUGGCCACAAUGCAUCACAAUGGCAGCGGUGUGGGCGUAGCACUGGCUUCAGCCUCUCUGGGCGGUAAAACCGGCAGCAACAGCGGACUCACCUUCGAUGGAGGCAAUCCUAAUAUAAUCAAAAACACCUGGGACAAGUCGGUCAACAACAUUUGCGCCUCAGCAGCAGCGGCAGCGGCGGCGGCAGCAGCGGCCGACGAGUGCCUCAUGUACGGCGGAUAUGUGGCCUCUGUGGCGGAUAACAACAAUGCCAACUCUGACUUUUGUGUGGCUCCACUGCAAAGAGCCAAGUCGCAGAAGCAACUUAACACCGAUCCCACGCUCAUGCACCGCAGUUCACCGGCAGGCGGCAGCUCCUCCAAGGGAGCGACAGGCGGUGCACCGGGAGCGGCGGAGGGCAAGAGGAUCUCGGUUUUGGGUGAGGGAUCCUACUGCAGCCAGCGUUGGCCUUCGUUGGCAGCGGCGGGUGUGGCGGGAGCCUGUUCAUCUCAACUGAUGGCCGCCGCUUCGGCAGCGGGUAGUGGAGCGGGGACGGCGCAACAGCAGCGAUCCGUGGUCUGCGGCACUCCGCAUAUGUAACUCCAGACAUCCGGAGGGGAUCCAGGGAAAUCCGGAGAAAUCCGCAUGAAGGAGCUAACAGCACACACACAAAGAAAAGACUGGGUUGGGUUCGAAAUGUGAGAGAGACGCCAAAAUGUUGUUGUUGAUUGAAGCAGUUUAGUCGCCACGAAAAGAAAACAUGAAAAAUUUGUAACAGGCAUAACUCGUAAACACCCUAUAAAAAUUUGUAUAGUAAUUGGCAGAGCUGUGUCCCAAAUGCUUCGAUCGAUUUGAGAAUAUUAAUGGUUUCCUAGUUGGAACAUUUUUUAUAGAUUUUACAAAUGGCAAUCCCAGGAAGUAUAUGAAUUUUGAAUCGAAAUUUUAAAAAAAUAUUACAAAAUAUAAAAGAUAAUCCGUAAAACUCGAUCGUUACAGCAAAUGAGGGACAGCUAUUGCACUCUGAUUAUUCCAAUGGACUGACCUAAGCAUAAAGUUGUAUACCAUAAAGUCAACCAUUCAAAAUUGAAAACCUUUUGUUUCUGACACCCCCUUUAAAAAGCCCUUAAAAAAGAAAAGAAAAAUAACUUGACCAAUUGCUUGCUAGAAUUUAGACCAAGACCAAGACCAAGAACCACUGGACGACAGAGUCGAAGAAAGGACUCUCCACACGUUUUGACGUUUUGCAUGUUACUGAAAAAUCUGCUUCAAUUUAAUCUAUUUUUUCACUUAGUUCGAUAUAAAUUGUAAAUAUUAAUGGUAGCCGUAUUAGCCUACACAGUAAAUGUAAACUAAUGAUAGAAACGAUGAUUGAAAAGAAAAAAAACCUCCUCAUUGACGCCGCCCGAACUUGGGGGCUGCUUUUCUAUGCAAGGCAGUCGGCCAAAUCGGGCGAUUUGUAUAUAGUAAUCAUAGGUCACAUCGAUAUACGACAUGGAUAAGAGAAAAAGAUGAAAAGCCACACAAAAAAACUACAUAAAUUGACACUAUCUCGACUAUUUAGUUUCUAACUAUGUAUAUGUAAAUGUAGCGAACGAAGGGAAGAAAAAACUAAACUUAACUCGACUCUAGCUUAAUGUUAAUUUAAAAGACCCCACAAACAAACAAACAAACAUGCGAAGACAAGCAAAACAUUUAGUGAUUCUA